AUGGUCCCAGAUCUCCAGAGGUUCCUGCUGGCAGCAGCAGUGGCCCUUCGCAUCCAUCCCAUCAGCGAAGCAGAAGUGGAGGAGGGAGCUGCCCUUGUUGCCCACAGAGUGAGCGAGCAGAUGGUGGUCCUGAUGGAUCCAAGUGAAGUCCCAGAUGACACCUUGCGAGCUAACAGAUCUUGAGAAAAAGCAUUUGUGUUUGACAUGGUUUUUGAUCACAGAGCAACCCAGGAGGAGGUAUACAUGUCCACGACCAAAAGCUUGAUAGAAGCAGUCAUUUCUGGCUACAAUGCAACUAUUUUUGCAUAUGGUCCAACAGGAGCAGGAAAAACCUACACGAUGCUAGAGAUGGACUGUGAGUCAGGGAUUUACAUCCGCACUCUUGAGGACAUCUUCAAGGCCCUUGAAGCUACCACCAAGGAGGUGGAUUACAGGGUCUCCAUGUCCUACCUGUAGGUCUAUAAUGAAGUGAUCCAGGACUUCCUGAACCCAUCCUCAGGGUUCUUAGACCUGAGGGAGGACCCCAGAAACAGCAUCUAGAUAGCAGGAAUUACACAAGUCUGUACUACAAAUGCUCAGGAGAUCAUGCAGCUGCUGAUGAAAGGAAACAAGCAGCACACCCAGGAACUCGCUGCUGCCAACAAGACGUUCUCCUGCUCCCACGUGGUGCUGCAGGUGACGGUGAUGCAGAAAAGCCGAAGGGAGGCGACCAGCGAGGAAAUGAGAACUGGAAAGCUGUUCAUGGUUGACCUGGCAGGGUCAGAGAGAGCAGCCCAGACUCAGAACCAGGGCAAGAGGAUGAAGGAAGGAGCCCACAUCAACCACUUGCUACUGGCUUUGGGCAACUGCAUCAACGCUUUGAGUGAGAAUUGGGGGAGCUGGGCCCAGUUUGUCAGUUUUCGGGACAGCAAACUCACCCGCCUGCUGAAGGACUCAUUGGACAACAGCAGGACUGUUAUGAUUGCUCUUAUCAGCCCAGCCAGCACCUCCUUUGAAGAGUCCUGAAUGACCUUGAUCUACACCUACAGAGCAAAAAACAUCAAGACACAGGUAAAAUGUAACCUGCGAAACAUCUCCUACCACAUCGACCAAUACAUCAGCAUCAUCACGGACCUCCGCAGGGAGAUCAAACACCUAAAGGAGAGGGUCAAAAACCAGGGGAAGGAGAAAAGUACAGUCAGCACCAACCUCGGGAAUCUGCAAGCAGAGAGGCACCAAGGCUCUGAGGCACACAGUGGCCGAGUAAUAAACACCUUGCGGGCACGGCGGAUGGGGGCUUUCAGGGGGCAAACGGAGAUACAGCGCAGUCUGAUGGAGCUGGAAAACACCAACGUUGAGCUGCACAUUGAUACCUGCAGGCACCUCCUCACCAUCACGGACUGGGAACAAGAGAAGGCUCAGGGUGCAGGCAAGUAUGACAACCCAGCAAAGGAGGAGAAAGAUGAACACACAGAGGAGGAGGACAGGGAAGUGGAUAUGGUAGGUUCACCUGAACCUCAUGAAGUUACAGUAGCAAGAGGAGAGAUCAACCUGCUGCUGGCAGAACAGUGCAAGACAACAGCCCUGAAAACAGAGCUGGAGCAGCACUUAGUAAAUGCCAAGGAAAAAGCUUCCCAGAUGGAGGAGUUUUUCCCCAGACAAAUGGCCAGUGAGGAUCAGCAAGAGGUGCUAGGGCUCCUCUGCAGACCCCAUGAGCUUGAGCUUGGCAACACAGAGCUGCAGGCAAAUACCCUGUACAAGCAGAAUCUGUUGUGCCAGAAAGAUUUUGUGAUCUAGCAACGGCAGCAGCACAUGCUACUCCGCAAAGAAAUUAUUCAGCAGCAGCAGAUGCUGAUAAAAGCCCAGAACAUCCCUGUCCCAAAGACACUGGUGAGGUUACACCACCUGCACCUUGCUGAGAUGGAGGAGGGGGUGCUGAACGGCCUGCUUCUGCUACAUUCAGUGAUAUCUGGCAUGCUCAGAAUCUCAAAAGCUGAGCCUUGGACUCCCUCAAGCCCCAGUACAGACAAAGCUUGUGAGAACCACCUGCGCCAAGCUAGACUCUUUCAUCAGUUAAAAGCUGCAAGCAGCAUAUCCAUGGCCACAAAGGUCAACGUUCCCUUCAUCUGCCAUUCAGGGCCUGCAGAUGGUGCCAGCAGCCGGCAGAAGCAGCAGCCAGGUGCCCGCUUGGGGAACCAGCUGAGGACUAAGUAG
Messenger RNA from Mesitornis unicolor (brown roatelo), 2193 nucleotides. RefSeq names its product kinesin family member 19 (gene KIF19). The record is from RefSeq and is a predicted model, not a curated record. Gene Ontology annotation, biological process: microtubule-based movement. NCBI's taxonomy places the organism in Eukaryota, Metazoa, Chordata, Aves, Mesitornithiformes, Mesitornithidae. Gene Ontology annotation, molecular function: ATP binding; microtubule binding; microtubule motor activity.